Wyeomyia smithii (pitcher-plant mosquito) is the source of this 9495-nucleotide messenger RNA. It is a transcript of the gene side-VII, whose product is annotated as hemicentin-1. Bases 2845 to 5583 code for a protein of 912 amino acids. Gene Ontology annotation, molecular function: protein binding. The record is from RefSeq and is a predicted model, not a curated record. NCBI's taxonomy places the organism in Eukaryota, Metazoa, Arthropoda, Insecta, Diptera, Culicidae. The transcript is spliced from 14 exons.
AUUUAUGCCCGACGGAUGUGUGCGAUUGGGUCCAUCGUGGCGUCGUUGUCUUCGUCGGUCGGUCGAACGGUCGCUUAAUCUUCUGCUCCACAACGUUUCGACGUUGAUUGUGGUGCAAUUUUGUGCGGGUUGCAGUUGCGAUUAGCUCCGCUGAUUGCAUCAACAGUGGCGCGAAAGAUUGAUUGCCCGAUUGGGCUCGGUCAAAAGCAGCGGGAAUCAAACUCCGCGGGUGGGUGGUGUAGGCCCCGAUUGCGAAGGGAGUGUUCGGUGUUUUGGUAAAUUAUACUAAACGCAAAAGGUGGGCGACAGGAAUUCGCAAAGAUUGUUCUGUGUGGAUGCUGAUGAGGAUGCUGGAUGAGGAAAAAUGUUAGCUAGUGUGUUUGUGCGCGUUCGCCUGCCGUACGAUGGAGAUGAAAGGGUUAUUAAAUCGAUGACAUCGGUGCUGGUGAUGAUCCUGGCAGUGGCGAUAAUAAUGGAUGCUUGCUAACAUGGCUAUUCUUGGUAUUGGAAGUGGACCAACAACGGGCCUACGUCGGUGCGUGCUCCGUGCGUUUACUGUGCGUACAGUUCAGAACCCGUGCGGGUAGUAAUUGGAUCCUUCCGUUCGGUAGUCUCGUUUGAGUUCGGAUGUGAUACGAUGUGUUCGAGUGACUACGAUAACAGUAGAUCCAGUGUCUAGGCUAGGUUAUUUGGGUCCUGCUGUGUGCCAUCGAUACAAUCGAUGCAGGAUAUGUUUGUGCUUUCCGAAGGGUGAAUUGUUAUCGUUUGGGAAUUUACUAGCGGUGCUUUGGUGUGAAUAGUCAAUUGGUGCUGAGUGUAGAGUGGGACGCAAUGUACACCAGAAGAUUAUGUCCGAAAGCUUUACUUUAUUGUACCGAUAUGGUCUAAGUGACCGGCAACCAAUGGAUAUUAUCUUUCCGCUCGCAAAAUCAGUUCCGGCAGUGCGUUCAAUACACACACACAUAUACCGAACCUCAACCAUUAAAACAGUGUGUUUCGGUGGAGUAAUUUAAUGAAUAAAAGAUUGUGUCAAAGCAAAAUAUAAACAGAAUAUUCCGCCUGAGAAGGGUACCCAACAAUGGAGGCUGCUGACAAGAUGAAAAUUAAUUUAUAUAGUGAUUCGUCAGCAGUGAGAGCCUAACGCAAGAAGCCGCCUUGUAAAAGCGAUAAAAAGUGAUGAAAAUUGAUUGUUCGCUCAUUUCCAUCGGCCAGCAGUUAUUUCCCUUUUCAGCAGCACCGUCAUCGCCGUACCAGUCAACCGCAUCAAAUAGGCUCAACGUGGGGCGCCUGUAUUUGUGGGUGUGUGUGUGCUUGUGAAACCGUGUGAAACUGGUUAAACUGCCUGCCCUUUGCCAACGUUACGUACGUUCAGUCAAUGCUGACCAAGUUUCCAAGGGCGAAUAUUGGAAUCCCAUGGAACGAAAAUUUCUGGCCCGGUGAUCAGCGGUGGUCCACUAUUUGGGUUGAACUGGACCCCCAGACUCGAGACGCACUGAACGGCGCUGGCCGGAAGUGGCUACGGUAUCAACAACAAAUAACAACAGUACGAAGAACAAAAAAAAUAUUUGGAUGGACUGCUGGGCCCAGAACGUCCGCCGUUUUGAACAGAGUGUAAAAGUGAAAAUGGAAAAACAGCACCAUGGUAAAGUGAACCUAGCAGCAGGAUAACACGUUGGACCAAGUUUGUGAGGAGAAAAAAAAACGUACGCCCAUUGUUGCACUGGUGGCUUUCCUGUUUUUGAAUAGAGAGAGAGAGAAAAAAACACAGGAAACCGGAUAGAAUCAUCUGAAAUUAAGCGGUGUUACGUCGUAUAAUAGGAAAGUUUUUCUCCCCAUGCCCACGGUGCACCCUCAGCAAACCGGUGGACCGGUAGCUUCAACGAGGAGACGACUCUCGGCUAGUUUGCGGAUGGUGUAGCUGUAGGACAACAAAGACGCUACCUUUCUCGGUUCCGUUCGUCUGCCGGUGCGCCUUGGCGAGGGAACGAACGAUUCGGCAGAUCGGCAGAGUGAUAAAAACUGCAAAGGUAGUAAAAACACAAGCUGAAAGCUGACUCGAUGAACAAAAAUUCGAGCGCAAAAUUGCAAGUGAUGGUAUUAUUGGAAUAAUUUAAAAUAAUAUAAUCCACUUUAUCCGCGCCUGGAUAUUCGAGGCGCCAGAACAAAGUUUGAGCGGUGCGAAGGGCGAUCAAAUACCGCGCUGGCUGACGAGGCACAUGGGUAGAUGGGAAAAGUUGCUGAAGCGGUAAAAUAGACGUAAAUUUCUGAGCAGCAGGGGCGAAAAAAGUUUAAUCACCUGCUCGAUGCUCGAAGAAGAAAAGUAUUAGCAGUCAAUGUAUGCGAGUGUACAGUGGAUGGGGGGCAUUUGUUUGUGUGUACUUUUUCGUCUAAUAUCAAAUGCAGUUUUCCUUCUGUCGUUCGAACACCGUUCGAGUUGGGAACGCUGAGUGAAAUAUGAUUGCGGGAAGAAAUUCGAGCGAAAGGUAAAAGUUCUACGAGAAGAAAUGUGCUAAAAGAAGGCAGCGAUCUGCUAGUGAAAGUGACGUUCGGCGUUUUUUUUUUGUUUUUUACUCGUAAGCGCGCCCGACUGUGUUUGCGUGUCCAUGCGAAAGUUCAUUAUGGAAAUUUCCCUGGCAGGUGGCCUCGCGGCGAAAAGUAAGUUCUGAAAUUUUCCAGACCAGCGAACAGCGGCUACGAGAUUGGGUGCUUGCCAUUUUUUUCAGUAAACUAUAGCGCUUCCCCAUCAGCCGGAAGAAGCAGCAGGUGGUGGAAGAAAACAGAGAGAAAAAAAGAAAGAAAAGAAACCGGAAGCAGAAAAUUGAGAAAUUCCAGACCAGUAGCAAGAUGGCGCUGCGGAACCAAAUUUCGGCCCAGGUGUACUGCUUGCUGUUGACCGUUUUGGCUCAUCUGGCAACGAGCGUUAAAGAUGUGCCCCUGGUCGCCAUGGAAGCGCUGCUCGGGGAGACAAUCUAUCUGCCGUGUAACAUCAGUACCCACGAGCCGGGGGACAAUGUGGUCCUGGUACUCUGGUACCGUGAAGAUAAAGGAUCACCAAUCUACAGUGCCGACACCCGGGGCCGCGAUGUGACAUCGGCCAAGCGGUGGUCCGACGAUGCCGUGUUCGGCAACCGGGCGUACUUCCUGUUCGAGAAGCAACCGGGCGAACUGGCGGUCCAGAAUGCCCGCGAAACGGACAGCGGCGUGUACCGGUGUCGGGUGGAUUUUAUCGUAGCGCAAACUAGGAAUAGCAUCGUAAAUUUAACAAUAAUUGUGCCCCCGGAGCGAGUGGUGAUACGUGACCAGCUCGGUGUCGAACGGACAACAGUGGCCGGUCCGUACAGCGUAGGUGACAUCAUCAAACUGCGCUGUGACGUACACGGGGGACGGCCAACCCCGACGGUCAGCUGGUAUCGGGACGGAGUGCCGCUGGUUGCCGAAACCAAGUACAUGCCGCUAGGCAAACAUCUUCGCAGCGAAAUCGUCUUGGGACCACUGACCCGGCAGGACCUCCACUCGAAGUUGGUGUGCAAGGCCAAUAACCACGUGCGGUCCAGCCCGGUAGAGCAGUCCGUCCAGAUCGACAUGAAUUUUGCUCCUUUGAACAUAAGACUGAUUGGUGCGCACCAGCCACUAUCGGCUGGCCAUCGGUACGAUCUGUUGUGCCAAAGUGCGGGCUCCAGACCUGCCGCUUCCAUCACUUGGUUCCUGGACGGAGUCCGGCUUGAUAAGAGCAAAGAGACGACAUCGGCCGACGGGAACCAAACCACCAGCACCCUGUCGAUAAGUCUCAACCGCACCGAUGCGGGCAAGUACCUUUCCUGCAAGGCGUACAACUCCUACGUGCCAUCCGAUGCACUCGAGGACGGCUGGCAGCUAGAUAUACAAUAUGUUCCUGAUGCUUUCGUGCGCUUGGGCAGCUCCUUGGACCCGGAUUCCAUCCGAGAAGGCACCGACGUUUACUUCGACUGCAUCGUGACAGCUCAUCCGGCUGUCUACAAAGUCGAAUGGAAACAUAACAAUAAAACACUACCGCACAACAUCUCACAGGGUGUAAUCGUCAGCAAUCACUCGUUGGUGCUGCAGGGAGUCUCUCGUACGACGGCCGGCAACUAUUCCUGUGUUGGAUUCAACGCGGAAGGCGAAGGCAGCAGUCCGGUCUUUCCGCUGAACGUGAUGUAUGCACCGACCUGUGCCCCCAAUCAGCAGCGUGUGUACGGUGUAGCCAAACAGGAGAACGCCGAGAUCCGGUGCAUCGUGGACGCUAAUCCGCCCGACGUCGAGUUCAAAUGGACGUUCAACAAUUCGGCGGAAAGUAUAGACGUACAGGCGAGCCAUAUUUCAAGGCUAGGAACCUCGUCUGUGGUAUCGUACACACCGAUGACCGAGCUGGACUACGGAACGCUGCUCUGCGUGGCCACCAACCGAAUCGGCAAGCAGCGGCAGCCCUGCGUGUUUCAUAUCAUUGCCGCAGGUCGACCGGACCAGGUGCACAACUGCAGCUUGGCCAAUGUCUCCAUGACGUCGUUGCAGGUUCGGUGCUACGAAGGAUUCAACGGCGGUCUGGCGCAGUCUUUCUUUCUAGAGCUCCGGGACACUCAGUCACAGGAGGUGCGCUUCAACAACACAUCACCGGUGCCCCGGUUUGCGGUGCCGAAUCUUCACCCCAGCGCAAUUUACCAGCUCGCAGUGUACGCGUUCAACUCCAAGGGCAAGUCCGAACCGUAUGUCAUGAGUGCCGCCACACUGAGGCUUCCCGAAAAGCAAAUGAACUCGGAAAAAGCAGAGCGUCCGCGGUCACCACUACUGCUAACACCGACGCUCUCGAUUGGCAUCGGGUUGGGAGCGGCGGUACUGAUUGGUAGCUGUGCCAUUGUGCUGGCCCUAAAAUUUCCCUGCGGAGCCGGCAACCGCCGCAACAAGGAAACGGCCCAGAGUACAACGGUGCGGACUUCAUCGCCCGGGCCAAGCGACAAGAGUGUCGCCAGCAAGGACUACGACGGGAACGACAGUGACGAAAAGAAUCCGGACGUCAUUCCGGAUACGAUUGAUUCCGACGACCAGAUAGAGUACAUUCGACGGCGUCAGCACAUAUCCACGAUCGACACGAGCAGCCCAAGCCGGCUGCUGCUGACCACCACCGCCCAGAGUCAGAGCUUCAUGGGUUCGUCAAUGGCACUGCACGGUAAUCACACGGCCAGCUUGGGCUACUGCACCCUACGGAAUGGUGUCCCCCAGCCGACCAGUUCGGUAACCAGCGUGUCUAUGAGCCACAUGCCGAAUACGUUUGCCACGGCCGGGCACGCUGCCUGUACCCUACCGAGGCAUCCGGUCGGUGCCGGAACGAUCAACCCGGCUGGGGCGCAUCACUGGCCCUCGUACGGCGGUACCAUCGCAGGAGUCCGAAACAUGACGGCCAUCUCGGUAACCAGCAGCCAACCGGCGAUUUCGCCUCCACCAUCUACGAUAGCCAUGCAGCAUCUCGGACCGCAGCCAAGGGCGGCCCGGGUCUGCAUAGGAGGGCUGCCCGAGGAUGACGUGUCAGUCGAUACGCCGCUCAUGAUAAAACGGGAAAGCACCGUAUGACUAUAGGAGUCUCACAGGGUCGGUGAUACGGCCCUGUGAGGCUCUCUUUCUCACCCGUGCGGCUUACCGUAAAGAAGAAAGCAGAGCAGGAAAAAGCAAGCUCGAUAAUUAAUCGUUGUUGAAAUCAGAUAAAAUCAAAUAUAUUAUUUUUAUUAUCAUUAUUAUUGUACCAAAAUCGAUGAAAUUUUGCGAGUGAAGGUGCACUCUUGUUCGAUUUUACACUGCUAUGAGGAGACGCUAUUCCUCUAUAAAAAAAACAACAUCAUUUUACGUUCUCUCGUUCCGUUUCUGGAUCUGUUUUCUAUGAAGAGCAUGAUACCCUACUUAAGAAUAACGAUGUUAUUUACCAUUAUAUCAUUUUGUGAUAUGAACGCUGUGAAAUAAUCAAAUCAACAUGCUCAAUUUUGAGUGUACCAUUUAUGUAGUAGAGAUUCCUUGCAGAAACGACCAACCAUUCGGUAGCUUCGGGCUGAUGGGCCAGUGGAAAAGUCUUAAAAUAAAGAAAGAGAGAAAAGUUAAAAGAAAACGAAUCUGUAUAUAAAAAUCAAGUUUAUGGCUAAUCCCUUUAAAGGAGGCCCAAGCCACCAACAUCCCCGUUAAGAGGAAGCGAAUAAAUUGAAGGCCCUCGUUGCUUGGUUGCGGGUAAAUUUAAUAGAAAAAAAAAAACGCUACACUUUUUCACACUUCGUAGAAGGAAAAAAAAUAAACAAGUUCCGGAUGAUUGGUGGGAAAAGGCGGCGCACCCGGGAAGAGGUAAUUUAGUUUUAGCUAGAGAAUAAAAUUCAUUGGUGCGACCGGUGAACAGUUGACUGGUGGGGCUUUAUUGUGUGCCUGUGUGCGAACGAUGAUACCGGGAGAUGGAAGCUUGUUGACAGAAGGCGGAACGGCGCGCAUCUCUUUCAUUUGCAUUUCGUUUGUUUCAAAGCUGUGAAUUACAUUGUGAGCAGUCAAAUUGAUUUCCGCUGGUGUUUUCAAUAGAGAUGGCACCUCGUUUUUUUCUGGUUAAACCAGUCGAUUUCCAAAAGCUUUUCAAUUGACGGGUACUAUUGGUAAUGGUUCAAUAAAUUUAAAAAAUGAUAAAUGUUUCUGAGAAUGUAGAUACAUUUAUAAUGACAAUUACUUUUAUACGCGUCACCGUACAAAACUGCAAUCUAGCGCCAAAUGAAUUCCAGCAAAAAAUCAUUUGAAUCGAAUUCAAUUAAACAUAUUCUGUCAUUGUCCGUCCAUUCCCCUAUCAUGAGACCAAUCAGUUGGACUUUUGUGUAAGCAUUCUGUGAUCUCUGUUUUUUUCAGUCCCGGUGUACUAGGAGAAAGACAAAGAAACACACUGCAAACAAUACCAUUUCCAACGUUUUAUAGCUGUAAGAAGAAGAGGAAAAAAUCGGGAAACAUCUCCCCCCUCCACCCCCUAAAGAAACACGAUCCGAGCAUCCGGGAAUGAGGAAUGAAAACGGAAAACAUUAACGCACAGCUUGUGGUAUGAAGUUCGAUGGACAAUUUUCACCCAACUGCUGCUGCUGCUGCUGCCAUGAAAAUACACAAUCAGCUCGAACAUCAACCGGAGAAUGGAAAAACUGGAGCGAAUCGGAAUCAAAUGAUCAGCAGAAGAUGUCAGUGCUGUAGUGGAGGUUGCUCCAUUUAUUUAUUUUUAAGUUGUGAACCACAAUGACGGUUGGGUGAAACGAAAGAGCCAACCGCAAAAUGUUUUCAAUAAGUUUUGAUUCCGCAGCCCGGCAGCCAACAAAACUCGUUUGCUGGUCUUCCAACUUUUUCCUGGCUCCCUCAGAUCUUCCGACCUGCAACAUUAGAUGGCUGUGUACAGUUCGAUUACGAUGUAAAAAGAAAAACUGUGGACUUCUUUUGUAACGUCAGAUGGUUGUGAAAAACGACAGAUAGUAAUCUUGAUAGACUCCCGAGACCGAGCUACUGUCAAUUUUAGUGAGGGCAACGCAGAGAGUGGUGAGGUGGGCAACGAAAGACCACUGCAGCAUCUAUCAUCAAUCAACGGCCAAAGGACAGGUUUUUGAUCAAGAUCCUGGCCAUAAUUGGAAGCGGUCUGAAAUAAACAUGUGGGGAUGAUUUGAUGCGGAAAAAAGGGCCAGAUGAAAAAUUAUUUCUUCAUUGAAGAGGGCUGGGGAAAAGGUGAGAGGUUGCGUGGUAUGCUGCGGUUAAGGUUAAGAGGGCCCACUCGAGCAGGAGAUACGUCUUCGAAAGUUUCCCCAAAAAGGAAAAGAGCAAUAACACGCAAAUAAUGCCUUCUAGAGGUAAGCUCCGUCGCAAGUGGGGCUGUUUUAGGCUGCGGUUGGCUCGCACCGUUUGUCAAGAGUAGCCACUCGUACGAUAUGUUUGAAUUGACCGGCCGGACCGAACCGGUGCCGAAAGGGGCGACACUUGAGUGCUGUUUGUGCUUGACGAGUCUGGGAUACCCAUUCAAGGGGAUCGUUUGUUUUGAAACAAAUUUUUGGGUCGACUUAGUACGGGAUUAGUUUGCCCCGGAGUUGUUCAUGCAUUUCACGCCUGUUGAGAACACAUUUCAUCUCUUGUUAAACUUUAACGACCAUUCUUAAAUCUGCCAUUUGUCCUCAAACCAGAUAAAGCCAAACUUCAUUUUUCAAAUAUACGCACAUCGAAAACAACAGUGAUAUCCAAAUCUUGUUGCUCGACUGUUAUAAUGCAAGUACCGAAACCACAAAAGGCAUGAUUUAUUCAUAACGAUAACUGCAUCACUGCAAUUGCAUGCGAAAAUUCACUUCUCAAUGAAAUUAAUGUAAAUUUUCCGAAAAUCAAUUUACUCUUUCAUACCAUGAAAAAGAGUUUUACAGAUAGCUAAAUAUUACAUUAAUAAUACAUGAUUUAUGAGAUUAAACUUAUGAGACAAAAACUGCCAAACGAAAGAAUUCGAAAAUCGGAAUUAAUAAGGAUCGGAAUGUUGAACAUGUUGAAUCAGGUGUGUCCUAAUCGAGAAAAAAAAACUCUCUUCAAUUAUUAAUUUGAUUUAUGCCGGAAUCUUCCGGGUCGUCGGUAUUUUUGUGAAUACUGUUUCACUUCGAUGGACCAGCUUCAGGUAUGAGCCGGAUGAUUGAUGACGAACCGUUCCGGUCGCCGACUGCAAAUUCGCAGAAGGCAUCAAAUUUGACGACGCUUUUUGUCAGUCAAACAAAAAUUAAUGAAGCAUUAGCGUGGAAGAAAUUUAUUCCAUCAAAACAACAACAAUACAUUCGCCACAAGCGCCAUCUAGUCAACUUACGUCGGAACGCAACAACUUAUUUAUUUUUUUUCUCUGUUUCCCUCUCAAACAAAAAAAUCGAACUGAGUAGGAGGCACAGUUCAGUGCAGCCAGCAGCAUUCGUGCUGACAAUAUCUUGUAGUGUAAACAGAAAAUCAAGCCAACAUCAAACAAACGUACUAAUCGAAUCAAAUAUUCAUUCGUCAACUUUAUCAAAGACUGCGGACGGCGCGCGGCUUAGAAUUGCUCAUUACAAAAAAUGACUGAAUAUCGGUGUCAAAUAAACGAACGAACAAACAAACACACAAACACAGGCAAUGCAUGUGACCCCGCUCAAAUAACGCGGGGAGGCACGAACACAAUAAAGCAAAACGAUUCAAUGAGUGUAGCAGGCAUUAUCGUACCAACUUACAUAUAAUACUGUACAUAGAGGUUAAAAAAGAUAACAUAAUUCAAGAUAAAUUAAAUUCGUUUUUUGUUUGUCUCAUAAACAGAGUAUAUUUCCUUGUAAAUAUUGUACAGAAACACCCAAGAGAAUAAUUACCGAUUAACGCAAAAUAUCUAACUAAAAUGAAAAAAAGCACUACUAAGACAAUUUGAGUAAAAGAAUAACAACUAAGUCAAAGUAACAUACAAUGAAAAUUAAGAUUGAAAUCUGUAAAUAAAGAUAGGAAAUUUAUAUGAAA